GUUACACCUUAAGUUAAGUCAGUGCACGCAUGUGUACAACGUUUUUYUGGGGGAAGAAACGGCGUGCAGCAACCAGGCAUAGCAGUGGAAUUAUGGCACUGAAUGCAGAUGAUGAUGACUUCGAGUGGACACCCCCUUCAGAAUCUGAGAUGAAGGUUAUUCAUGCUCAGCGGGAACGACAGGACAAGAUAAGCAAGCUCAUGGGCGCCUACCUCCUCAAGGGCUACAAGAUGUUAGGAGAAUGCUGUGAGCAAUGUGGGACGAUUCUCCUUCAGGACAAGCAGAAGAAGAACUACUGUGUUGCAUGUCAGGAGCUGGACUCUGACGUAGACAAGGACAACCCAGCUCUGAAUGCCCAAGCUGCCCUGUCACAGGUCCGAGAGAGACAGCUGGCCUCUCAGCCUGUCCCUCAGGCCAAUGAAGCACCCUCCAGCGACGCCCCCCUCUCCAUCACUGGGCAGCCCAGACCAGAGCACUGUGAGGGGGCUGCGUCAGGACUGAGAGGACCCCUACCUCCACCAGCCAACCCCUCUCCUGCAUCCACCGUGACCCCCAGCUUCCUCCCUCCGUCCACCCCCUCCAUCCAGCCAGUCCAGGUGCCAGCCCCCCUAGUAGCCCCUGCACCUCACCCAGCCCUAUCCAGUGCUGAGGAAGUAGUGCUGCACAAGCUGCGGUGGGCCACACARGAGCUCCAGCACUCAGCCUCAGUAGAGGCCAGUAUCCAGCUGUGCAGCUUGAUCCGCAGCUGUGCAGAUUCACUGCGCAGCCUGAAAGAGCUUCACCAAUCAUGAGACUGAACUGAUGGCAAUUCAAAAAAAACACAAAAAAAAGAAAUAAAAAGAAAGAAAUAAGGCAUCAACACACACUCACUCACAUAAGCAACACCGGAAGUUAUAGCAGCUUGUUUCCCUUGCAAUGGUUUUUGUGACAAGUUGAAGCUGCUUCGCCUCUGCCGGUUAAGGUUAUUAUAAUAAACUUGGACAACUGUCUGCAUAUGCAUACUUUGCAUUUUGAGGGCCUGACCUGUAGUUAUAUUUUGUUUAUACAUUGCUGUUACUUUUUAUUUGCAGUCUUCUCUGUGGAUGCAGGGUAAAGUUUUGACACAAACUUGCAUGAUGACAAUGGGCACCGCUGAGUGGUCGAACAUCUUGAGCUAAAUAUAGUUGAAUGGUGUUUGACUGGUUGGUAUUAAUGUAUGUCAAUUGUUUAUAAAAUCAGAAUUUAUCCACGUUA
Molecule: messenger RNA, 1233 nt
Organism: Salvelinus sp. IW2-2015
Lineage: Eukaryota; Metazoa; Chordata; Actinopteri; Salmoniformes; Salmonidae
Gene: znrd2
Product: zinc ribbon domain containing 2
Source: RefSeq, a predicted model, not a curated record